This is a messenger RNA of Seminavis robusta, 705 nucleotides long. Lineage: Eukaryota; Bacillariophyta; Bacillariophyceae; Naviculales; Naviculaceae. The record is from the annotation of a GenBank genome assembly.
AUGGCUUCGAAAGAUGAUGAUGAUUCCAACAAAUUGACCAUUCUGGGCUUUGGCUCUCUCCUAUCGGAACGAUCCUCUCGCAUGACCUUUCCGGAAUUGGAAAACUUUCGUUUGGGCAGAAUACCCAAUUAUCGUCGUGUCUUUGGCCACGCCACUUCCAUCUUUUUCAAGCGAGGCAUUGCCAAUCAAGAUACCAAAGAAAUGGGCAGUUUGUCGGCCGAACAUGUUCCUGAAGGCCACCAGGGAUUCAUUUGUGCCGUAUUCGAAGUACCCAAUGCAGACAUGAUGGAAGAUGGUGUGCCCAGUCAAGCAUUCCUAGAACGAGAAGAAGAAUUCAAUAUUAUUGCUGUGCCCUACAGGGACUUGACGACCAACAAAGAGUCCAAGGGGAUUUUGUGUGCCAGAGGAAGUGACGAAGAAUUCCUCAAACGAUGGGGACAAGCACAUUUUGACAAGGAGUAUGCCCAGUAUGGAAUCCAAACGAUUUGGAAUUGGAAUGAAACUUCGGGACUGCGACCCUGUGCUACCUAUCUCCGACACUGUGCCUUGUCCGCAGAGAAAAUGGGCGAAGAAUGCUACAACUCGUUCCUCGAUGAAACCUUUUUGGUCGACCGAAAGACGACCAUUCGGACGUACCUCAAGGACAAUCCUCAAGUCAUGACGACAGAGCCACCUCCAGAGUUGGCAAUUCGCUACGGUGGAUAG